Vigna angularis (adzuki bean) is the source of this 474-nucleotide messenger RNA. RefSeq lists its product as uncharacterized. Lineage: Eukaryota; Viridiplantae; Streptophyta; Magnoliopsida; Fabales; Fabaceae. The transcript has 2 exons. The record is from RefSeq and is a predicted model, not a curated record. The coding region runs from base 1 to 474 and encodes 157 amino acids.
AUGGAUGACACGCUUCAACAGUUCAUACAGAUGUCUGAGUCUCAUCGUAAGAACACUAAAGCAGCAUGCAGAAGGAUGGAGGCGCAUUGUAGGUUCAUAAUUCAGAAGCUUGAUGAUUUUGGGGGCAAUAUGGAAGUACCUGAUUAUGUUAACUUCCUCAAGAAAUUCAACAAAAAGAGAAAAAGUCCAGAGGAAGAAACAGUUGAGGUACAAAGCAAUUGCAGUGUGAUCUUGCAGAAGGCACUUCCUCCAAAAGCUAAUGAUCCGAAAAGUUUCAAUAUCCCAUGCACUAUUGGGAGUCAUGAAAGAGGGAAAGCCUUAAUUGAUUUAGGGUCUAGUAUUAACUUGAUGCCCUUAUCUGUACUUGAAAAUAUUACUGGUCUUGAAGUCAAGCCUACAAAGAGGAACCUGCUAAAGAUAAGUUGGUGUGGAGACAGAAAGGAGAACACCAAGAUUAAAGUUGGAAUUGGGUGA